This is a messenger RNA of Hemiscyllium ocellatum (epaulette shark), 3656 nucleotides long. Its product is annotated as kelch-like ECH-associated protein 1. The transcript has 7 exons. Bases 1034 to 2794 code for a protein of 586 amino acids. The record is from RefSeq and is a predicted model, not a curated record. Lineage: Eukaryota; Metazoa; Chordata; Chondrichthyes; Orectolobiformes; Hemiscylliidae. Gene Ontology annotation, molecular function: protein binding.
UCCCAAUGUCCCCCUCCGCUCACAUCAAUCUCUGCAGCCAUUAUCAACCGCUGUGGGACCGGCACCGGGGCAGGCCGCUUCCGACUGGGUUUUGGGUCAGUCAGAGUGCAGAGUAAAGGCGAAACACAAAAUCAAAAUGCGGCCUGACAGCGUCUGUGCAGAAAUAAACGGAGUUCAUAUCUAACCAACAGAAGUCACCUUCAGAACAUUAGAGCAGAUCGUGGUCUCCGUUUGGGACGCCGAUUUGAUGACAGCGGUUCCAUUUCUGAGCACAACACGCGAGCAAAAUCCUCUCCUGUUUGCAAACGGCUGGAUGUGCGUACAGCCUAUCUCAGUUCCCAAAACAAAGGAUGGUUGUCUAAAGAGACCAUCGACGAUUCAGGAUUCCUAUACUUUGCAACUCACUCCCUGACUCAGCCAACAUAGCAACUUGCUGACGUGUCACACUUUGUGCAGAAACCACAACCUGGAUUAAACGCACUUCACUUAUGGAAGUAAAGGCUGUUCGCGCCGUCGCGGCCGGUAGUGAAGCCCCAAAGGAGCCUUUACUCUGACAAAACAAUCUUUCAAUUGAUGCCGAGUCAUCAUGAGUACGACAGAUGAUUGACAGUUUCUCCACACAUGUCCCGCCCUCUAUCUGGUUUCCCAUUGGUGGUCUUUAGCGUAAGAGUUGUGUGAAUGUUGGCACGGACAAUCAGAAAUCCACAUCUGAUUGGCUUUAGGAACUGUCAUUCUGCUGUCCUCUGUUCCUGUUGGUGGCCGGUGUUGUCACUCAAUGCGCAUGGCGCUGGUUGGCUGGAGAUGGGUGGGAGCUGUCAUCGUGUCUCUGAGAGGGAGCGGGACCAUGGCCUGCUGAGGAUCGAAUCGACAGGGAGUUCACAGAGGACGGAUGCCAAAGAAAGCGAUUUAUUCUCAAACAGAGCUGAGAAUGGACCCAACCUGAAUGGACACAAAAUGACCCCACUCCACAGUGCAACCAAUUUCAGCUUCUUUUCCUGAGAAGCAAUGAUCUGCAUACAGUGACGGUAGAGAAAUGUCGAUGACAACCGGGUGCCCGGCAGAAGUGAUGCCAUCACAGAAUGCUAGUCGCUACUUCAGUUACACACUAGAAAGCCACACGGUGGAAGCUUUUAAAAUAAUGAAUGAGAUACGCUUAAACAAGCAACUCUGUGAUGUGACACUUCAGGUGAAGCACAAUGCUCUGGAAGAGGAGUUUGUUGCACACAAGAUUGUUCUUGCCUCCUGCAGCCCUGUUUUCAAGGCCAUGUUCACCAAUGGUUUGAAAGAAUGUGGAAUGGAGGUUAUACCCAUUGUGGGCAUUCAUCCUAAAGUAAUGCAACGCUUGAUCGAGUUUGCAUACACAGCUAGUAUUACGGUGGGAGAGAAAUGCGUGCUACAUGUAAUGAAUGGAGCAGUGAUGUAUCAGAUAGAUAGUGUUGUUAAAGCAUGCUGCAAAUUCCUAGUGGAACAAUUGGAUCCUAGUAAUGCCAUUGGUAUCGCCUCAUUUGCUGAGGAAAUUGGCUGCCAAGAGUUGAGUGAAAAGGCAAGAGAGUAUAUAUAUCUGCAUUUCAGUGAGGUAGCAAAACAGGAAGAAUUCUUCAACCUUACACAAUGCCAACUGGUCAGCCUAAUCAGCCGAGAUGAGUUGAACGUGCGCUGUGAGUCUGAGGUCUAUCAUGCUUGUAUAGAAUGGGUAAAAUAUGACUGUGAAAACAGACAUCCAUAUAUCCAUGCAUUGCUGAAUGCAGUAAGGUGUCAUUCUCUGACUCCAAAUUUCCUGAAAACACAACUGCAGAAGUGUGAAAUACUCCGAAUGGACUCCAAAUGUAAAGAUUACCUUGUGGAAGUCUUUAAGGAGCUAACACUGCACAAACCAACCAAGGCCUGUCCUUGCAGGUCACCAAAUGUUCCUCAGUUAAUGUACACAGCUGGAGGCUAUUAUCGGCAAUCACUGAAUUUUCUGGAAGCUUACAAUCCUUUGGAGAACUGUUGGAUCCGAUUGACAGAUAUGCCUUUACCGCGGAGCGGUUUAGCUGCUUGCACCGUUCAUGGACUCUUAUAUGCAAUAGGAGGAAGAAAUAAUUCGCCAGAUGGCAAUACUGAUUCAAAUGCAUUGGACUGUUACAAUCCUAUGAACAAUCAGUGGUCCCCCUGUACGCCAAUGAAUGUUCCCAGGAACAGGGUUGGAGGAGGCGUGAUAGAUGGAAUGAUCUAUGCUGUUGGUGGAUCUGAAGGUUGUAUCCAUCACAAUUCUGUAGAAAGAUAUGAUCCAGAGAAGGACCAGUGGGAAUUUGUGGCUUCGAUGUCAACCAGCAGAAUUGGUGUUGGUGUUGCAAUAGUAAAUCGCCUUCUGUAUGCAGUUGGUGGCUUUGAUGGAACAAAUCGUCUCAAUUCAGCAGAGUGUUAUCACCCUGAAGACAACAUGUGGAACACCAUUGCACCAAUGAACACUGUUAGAAGUGGGGCAGGUAUCUGUGCACUAAAAAACUAUGUUUACGCAAUUGGAGGAUAUGAUGGUGUAAACCAACUAAACAGUGUGGAGCGAUAUGACAUUGAAACGGACAGAUGGACGUAUAUAGUGCCAAUGAAACACAAGCGCAGUGCUCUAGGAGUAACAGUUUAUCAGGGCAAAAUUUAUGUGCUUGGUGGCUAUGAUGGACAAGAUUUCCUCAGUAGUGUGGAGUGCUUUGAUCCAGACACUGGUCAAUGGACAGAAGUGACCCAGAUGACCUCUGGCAGGAGUGGUGUUGGUGUGGCUGUGACAAUGGAACCGUGCAAUUUGGUUCGGCGCUAACGUUCUCAAUCUCCAGAUCAACCUCCAAUCUUAACAGUUCUCCUGGAUUUUACAGUGCAGUUUUUGACAGACUGUACUGGCAUUUGCUGUAAAUCUCUAUUUCACCUAUGCAGUCAAAUCACAUGAGCAGUUUUUAAAAAAAAAUUUUGCACUUCGUUUUGCCAUAAAUCAGAAAAUUUUGUAUGAACUCCCUUAAUUUGACAUUUAGUAACUGAUGAACAUAAAUUCUGAAUCUCUCAACCAGUCCAAUUAGAGUGCUUAAUGAAUACUUGUUAGAUAUUCACAGGUGGGUUUGUGUUGCAGAGCUUGUCUUGCUCACCAAUCUGAAAUCUACAGUGUUUAUCACCUAUUCCCAAAGACAAUUUCCAUGUUCUAAUGAGGAUGGCAUCUUGUAACAAUAUGCUAAUUACCUAAAUUAAUUAACUUUGAUAUUUGUAAUUACCCACUUCUUGAACAGCAUGCACUAAAUAACCGUAAUAGAUGAGCAUAUGGUAGUAAAUUGGAGCACAAGUCUCUGUUCCAUGUGAGAGUGCAGAAUCCAGGUCGGAUUACAUUAGCUACACAGUUAGAGGAGGGGCAGGGGGAUGGGCACAGGAAGGAACAUCCAUUUAAAAGAUUUUCUCCUUUUGCUCACCACAUCUGGUUUCUCUUGUGCUCUGUACUGAGAAGGGGCUGUAUGGAAUUUAACUGUGUCAGUUUGCCGGUGCCAUAACAGAUUAUUUUGCACUAGUAUUUGUGUAAAAAUUUCCAAAAGAAAUAAUUGAAUCCAUUCUAACACAAUGAACAUCAGUGACUUAAUUUCUAAGACAGUAUUUUUAAUAAAAUGUGUUCACUUUAAUAAACAUUGUAUUUAAUAAAUAUA